AUGCCGGUCUUGCUCUUCACUUACGUGCUCCAAUUUAUGGACAAGACCAGCCUUGCCAAUGCCAGCGUCAUGGGAAUCAUUGUUGAUACGCACCUCGUUGGUCAAGAGUUCUCGUGGCUAAGUAGCGUGUUCUACUUUGGCUACCUGUUUGCAAAUCUUCCAGUCUCGGUACUCCUGGUCAAAUUUCCAUUGGGAAAGACCCUGGGUACUGCUGUGUACGGACCUCAAACGAGUGAAUGCGAGACUCUCAACUGA
Molecule: messenger RNA, 255 nt
Organism: Penicillium cinerascens
Lineage: Eukaryota; Fungi; Ascomycota; Eurotiomycetes; Eurotiales; Aspergillaceae
Product: major facilitator superfamily domain-containing protein
Exons: 2
Coding region: 1-255 (84 amino acids)
Biological process (GO): tripeptide transport; allantoate transport; dipeptide transport
Cellular component (GO): plasma membrane
Molecular function (GO): allantoate transmembrane transporter activity; dipeptide transmembrane transporter activity
Source: RefSeq, a predicted model, not a curated record